GCGUUUCUUUCCUUGUUUUUUUUUUUCUUCUUCUUCUUCUUCUGCUUCUUCUUCUGCUUCUUUCUUCUUCUUCUUCUUCUAUUUCACCGUCACGCUCUUUUCCAUUCAUCAACAGCAACCACAACAACAACAACAACAACAAUUCUAAUGGGCAUAUAGGUUAAGGAAAUGAUUGGUAUUUGCAGUGCUAGCAACCUCGCUUGCUGCGUUGGUCGCGCUGCUUGCUCGCUGUGUUGCCGAGUGCGCUGCUGCCCGGCCAAGUCGAAUGCGUCGACCGUCACCCGCCUCGUCUACGCCUUCAUCCUCCUCAUCGGCUCCAUCGUGUCGUGGGUCAUGCUAUCCGACUGGGCCAGCAACGAGCUCGCCAAGGUCCCCGCGCUGGUCGAUAGCUUUGUCCGCGCGCACUGCCUCACGGACGGCGGCUGCUCGCUCCACUCUAUGGCCGGCGUCAUGGGCGUCUACCGCGUCUUCUUCGUCCUCGCCCUCUUCUUUGCGCUGCUCGCCGUCCUCACCUUCCGCGUCCGCUCCUCCAAAGACCCCCGCGCAGGCAUUCAAAAUGGAUGGUGGCUGCCGAAGACGCUCUUCAUUGUCGGAUUGCUCGUUGGAUCGUUCUUUAUGCCGAACAGCGUCUUCUUUGACUGGGGCUACCUCGGACUCGUCGGCGCGUUCUUGUUCAUUCUCGUGCAACUCGUCUUGCUCGUCGACUUUGCCCACGAGUGGUGCGACAAGUGGGUGGCCAAGUGGGAGGAAACGGAAAGCAAAAUCUACCAAGUCGGCCUCCUCGGCUCGACCGCUUUGCUCUACGCUCUGACCAUUGUGUUGACCGUGCUCCUGUUCGUCUAUUUUGCUGCUGGAAGCGACUGCCGUUUGAACAAGUUCUUUGUCGGCUUCAACCUUGCCCUCUGUAUUGUCUUGUCCGUGAUCUCGGUUCUUCCCGCUGUUCAGCAGGCCAAUCCACGAUCUGGAUUACUGCAGGCUUCUGUCGUCUCGAUCUACAUGACGUACCUCACUUGGUCGGGCAGUCUCCAACGAGCCCGACUCGGCCUGCGCCUCGGGCGCUUCGAGCGGCGUGUCGAGCAGCACAUCCAUUGUGCUGGGCGCAAUCUUCACCUUCAUCACAGUCAUCUACUCGUCGGUUCGCUCUGCCACGCAAGUGAGCGCUAGCUCCGAUACUGACGAAAAUGAGGUGGCUCUGCUCGACUCGGAUGCUCUCAUUACCAACAAUGGUCGUGGCCACGACGACAGCGACGCUGAUGACGAUGGCGAAUCUGGCGGCCACCACGAGACAAUCGACAACGAGCAGAAGGGGUGCGAGUACAAUUACUCCAUGUUCAACCUCAUCUUUUGCCUCGCAUCCCUGUAUCUGAUGGAGGUCAUUACCAAUUGGGCGUCCGUCAACAAUGGCAGCGAGAUUACGAUCGACAUUGGCCACUCCUGGACGGCUGUGUGGGUCAAGAUGGCGUCUACCUGGACCGCCGCGCUCAUCUAUCUCUGGACACUUGUGGCUCCGCUUGUUCUGACCAACCGCGAUUUUGGUCUCAGCUCGCCCACGUACUAAGGGCGCACGCCUUCCGGGAUGAAACGCAGCACUUCAGCCGCGCACCUUUUUUUUUUUCUUUUUUGCAACGGUCCUUCCGCUUGCUGUGAAUAUUAUUUUGGUUGUUGUUGUUGUUGUUGUUGUUUUGUGGCUGCAGCUCAUCUCCUGUUGCCAUUUUGUCAAUGCAUGCAUGACGUUCGGUUUUCCGUCUUGUACUGUGUGGCUUCUAUUUUUCCCUUCUCAACCCGCUCCUUCUCUUGCUCGCAGGUUGUCGUUUUUCAAUACCCAUAUUUCCCCCCCCCCCCCGGCAUCCCCCAGUUUCAUCGUCCUUUUGCGAAAGUUGUUGUUUGUUUGCGCGACUGAAUCACAAAAAUGCUCCGCAA
Messenger RNA from Capsaspora owczarzaki ATCC 30864, 1920 nucleotides. RefSeq lists its product as hypothetical. Gene Ontology annotation, cellular component: membrane. The record is from RefSeq and is a predicted model, not a curated record. NCBI's taxonomy places the organism in Eukaryota, Filasterea, Ministeriida, Capsasporidae. The transcript has 5 exons. The coding region runs from base 169 to 1164 and encodes 331 amino acids.